This is a messenger RNA of Mesitornis unicolor (brown roatelo), 2958 nucleotides long. RefSeq names its product pleckstrin homology domain containing, family M (with RUN domain) member 2 (gene PLEKHM2). Lineage: Eukaryota; Metazoa; Chordata; Aves; Mesitornithiformes; Mesitornithidae. Gene Ontology annotation, biological process: lysosome localization; Golgi organization; regulation of protein localization. Gene Ontology annotation, cellular component: endosome membrane. The record is from RefSeq and is a predicted model, not a curated record. Gene Ontology annotation, molecular function: kinesin binding. The transcript is spliced from 19 exons. The annotation marks the transcript as partial.
CUGCAGAGCUACUUUGCUGCCUGUGAAGACGAGACGCCGGCCAUCAGAAACCACGACAAGGUCCUGCAGCGGCUCUGCGAACACCUGGACCAUGCUCUGCUCUAUGGCUUGCAAGAUCUUUCCUCAGGCUACUGGGUGCUGGUGGUUCACUUCACCCGCCGGGAAGCCAUCAAGCAGAUAGAAGUGCUUCAACACGUGGCCACCAACUUGGGACGCAGCCGGGCAUGGCUGUACCUGGCCCUCAACGAAAACUCCUUGGAGAGCUAUUUGCGGCUGUUCCAGGAGAACCUAAGCCUGCUGCACAAGUACUAUGUCAAGAACGCCCUGGUUUGCAGUCACGAUCAUCUGACCUUGUUCUUGACGCUGGUAUCUGGGCUGGAGUUCAUCCGCUUUGACUUGGAUCUGGAUGCUCCUUACCUGGAUCUGGCCCCAUACAUGCCAGAUUACUACAAACCUCAGUACCUGCUGGACUUUGAGGACCGCCUGCCCAGCUCCGUGCAUGGCUCGGACAGCCUGUCCCUCAACUCCUUCAACUCGGUCACCUCCACCAACCUCGAAUGGGACGACAGUGCCAUCGCUCCAUCCAGUGAAGAUUAUGAUUUUGGAGAUGUCUUUCCAGCAAUGCAGACCAUGCCCAGCAGAGACUGGGAAGAUGGAGACCUGACGGACACGCUCAGCUGCCCGCGCUCCACCGCCUCGGAGGCCAACGGCAGCAAGGCCUCAGUGAAGAGCCCGACGCAGCGCUACAACCCCUUCAAUGAGGAGAAAGCUGAGGCGCCGUCCUCCGCUGAGACCACACCGGUGCACACAGCUUCCCAGGAGAAGGCAGAAGCCACCCCUGAAGGAACAGACCAGUCCGAGAGCUGCACCGAGCUGGAGGUCAUCAGGUUAGCCAAGAAGAAGAAAACGGGCAAGAAGAAGAAAGCGAAGCCCGAGGAGCCGGCGCACAGCCCUGCGCUAGUAGGGCCUGAGUCGCAGCAGGCCAGCGGUGACAGCGGUGUCAACGGGCUGAGCGACAGAGAAGACUCGCAGCGAGACGAUGGCCCUGCCAGCGAGCCCAGCCCGGGCGGGCAGGAGGAGGCCCGGCAGCGCUCUGCCCUCGGCCAGCUGGCGCUGCGCAUCCCCGAGAUGAAGGACACGUCCAUGGAGAGCGUGGGGCAGCCGCUCAGCAAGGUGAUGGACAGGCUCAACGGGCAGCUGGACCCUGGUGGCUGGAGCGCCCCCCUCGAGCCCCCUGGGCAGUCCUUUCGGACUGGCACGCCAGGGGAGACCCCGGAUGGAUCGUCCUCUGGCGACUUUAGCGAGGGGAUUUCAGCCCCCAUGGACUUCUACCGCUUUACCGUCGAGAGUCCAAACGCUGCUGCACCAGGUGGUGGCCACCAUGACGCUCCAGGGCCUGGCCAACCGACACAUGUUUCUGGUGGCCCUGAGGCUCCUGAAGAAGAAGCAAGCAGAGAGGAAGAAGCAGUUGGAGCAGUAGAGGAGUCUGGAGGGGCAAGUGAUGAACCCCAAACUGACCAGACAGAAACCGCCACCCCCCAGGCUCUCUGUGAGCCGAAGAAGGAGCAGCCCAGCCCUUCCCCGAGCAGUGCUGAGGACUCUGGCGUGGAGGAAGGGCAGGGCAGCCCUUCAGAGCUGAGCCAUCCCUCUGAGUUCAGGGUAGAUAACAACCACCUCCUCCUGCUGAUGAUCCACGUCUUUCGGGAGAACGAGGAACAGUUGUUCAGGAUGAUCCGAAUGAGCACCGGGCACAUGGAGGGGAACCUGCAGCUGAUCUACGUCCUGCUGACAGAUUGCUACAUCUACCUGAUCCGCAAAGGGGCCGCGGAGAAGCCGUACAUGGUGGAGGAGGCCGUUUCCUACAACGAGCUGGACUACAUCUCGGUCGGGCUGGACCAGCAGACGGUGACUCUGGUGUGCACCAACCGGCGGAAGCAGUUCCUGCUCGACACCGCGGACGUGGCCCUCACCGAGUUCUUCCUGGUCUCCUUGAAGUCAGCCAUGAUCAAAGGGUGCCGGGAGCCCCCGUACCCCAGUAUCCUCACGGACGCCACCAUGGAGAAACUGGCACUCGCAAAGUUUGUGGCCCAGGAGUCCAAGUGCGAGGCCUGCGAUGUGGUUGUGCGUUUCUACGGCCUCGUUCACUGGGAAGACCCCAUGGACGAGGCACUGGGACCCACCAACAGCAGCUACGCUUCCGCCGAAAACACGGUCACCAAGGACGGGAUCCUGCACUACAAGGCAGGGACCUCCUACCUGGGCAAGGAGCAGUGGAAGACCUGCUUCGUGGUGCUCAGCAAUGGGAUCUUGUACCAGUACCCGGACCGCACGGAUGUCACCCCUCUGCUCUCCAUCAACAUGGGCGGCGAGCAGUGCGGGGGAUGCCGGCGCUCCAACACCACCGACCGGCCCCACUCCUUCCAGGUGAUCCUGACCGACCGGCCCUCCCUGGAGCUGAGCGCCGAGAACGAGGAGGACAUGGCUGACUGGAUGCAGUACUUCUGCCAGGCCGUCUCCAAAGGGGUGAUCCCCCAAGGCGUCGCCCCCACGCCGUGCGUCCCCUGCUGCCUGGUGCUGACAGAGGAGAGGGCGUUCACGUGCCACGAGGACUGCCAGACCAGCUUCUUCCGCUCGCUGGGCACCGCCGCGCUGGCGGACGUCGCNNNGGUGCUGGUAACGUCCUGGCUCUCUCUUGGUGUUUAGGAGUUCGCUCAGGACCACCAGCAGUUCCUGCCCCCCUGGGUCCUCUAUUUUAGUUGCACUACAGAGCUGGAGCGGUUCCUCUCAGCGCUGAACACUGCUUGGAGGAACAUCUACCAGGUUGACCUCCUGCACAAGGCCACCGUGGACGCCGCCGUCAAGAAGAAAUGCGAAGACGCCCAGAGCCUCAUCGAGAGCGCCUGGCAGCGCAGCGACAGCCUCUGCCGCGGGCGAGCGGAGCGGGACCCCUGGUGUUAA